Danaus chrysippus (African queen) is the source of this 1332-nucleotide messenger RNA. The record is from the annotation of a GenBank genome assembly. Lineage: Eukaryota; Metazoa; Arthropoda; Insecta; Lepidoptera; Nymphalidae.
AUGUCUGUUGCGUUUGCACCCCGGGGCAACCGGCCACCAUUGAGUCCAGCACAAAUUCAAAAAAUGCUGGAUGAAAAUGCCCAUUUGAUACAAACAAUUCAAGAAUAUCAAGCGAAAGGGCAGCUUAUGGAAUGUCAUCAAUAUCAGCAAGUUUUACACAGAAAUUUAGUGUAUUUAGCAUCUGUCGCCGACGCCAAUCAGAACAUUCAAGCCUUACUCCCGCCACCUCAUCAAUUGGCUGGUAAUGUUCAACAAGGGUCCCUCAACCCUCCUACUAGUGGAUCUGAUGUACCAGGAUCACCACAACAACCAUACCGUCCAUCAGGAGUGUCUUCAACACCAACUAGACCAACUCAAUCCUAUGGUCAACGACCUUACCCCCAGAAUCAAUAUCAAGGACAGUAUCAAGGAUCACCAGGGUAUCCUCCCCAGGCUGGUUAUGGACCCCCAGGACAAGGAUAUGGUCCACCCAACCCUUCUCAACAACCACAAGGUUACCCACCCAAUUCCACAUAUGGACCUCCUAUAACCACAUCAAGUAACUAUCCCCCCUCUACACACCCAAGCCCAGGAUAUCCCCCCUCUUCUGGUCAGCAACCUUACGCUCCACCACCCGGGAGCCCCGCAGCUGCCGGUUCACCAUAUCCAGUAAGAGGAUCAAGCCAGCCAGCAUACACUGGAAAUUCAGGUUACCCUCCACCUCAAUCGGGACCAAACUAUCCCAAUGUGGGUGUGAGUUCUUAUAAUGCCACAACCUCCCAGCCCCAGCCUUAUCAAUCACAGCCAUUCCCUAAUACUACUCCAACGUCAGCAUAUAGCUCAACACCAAUCUCUCAACCGAACCGCUCCCCUCAACCACCACCAUCUGGUUACACAUCUCAAAACCCAACCAGUACUGGUUACGGUUCUCCCUCUGCACAAUCACCGACAUAUAACUCUAGCGCCCAUGGAAAUAAUGGUCAGACUUCAACGCCAGCCUCGGGAGGACCACCUCCAAGUACUCCAUCUGGUUCACAAUACCCUCCGUCUAGUCAACCUCCAUAUCCUCCAGCGACACAGCCACCUUAUUCUAAUCCGUCAUCUCAGCCUGGUAGUCCAGCGCCGUCAGUUUCAACGGCGCCACCUCCUCAAUCCUCAUAUCCGCAGAAUCCUCAGAACUAUCCUCCCGGUGGAGGCGCGUAUCCUCCCCAUGCUUAUCAACAAGGCUACCCCCCGGCCCAAUAUCCUCCGUCCCCAUAUCCAUAUGCUCGGGCGCCAGCACCUGGUGCUCCUCCCCCUGGUGCACCACAACCUUAUCCAGGAUAUGGAUUCCAGCCUCCUAAUCAGCAGUAA